Messenger RNA from Dicentrarchus labrax (European seabass), 1363 nucleotides. Its product is annotated as diablo IAP-binding mitochondrial protein-like. Gene Ontology annotation, cellular component: mitochondrion. The record is from RefSeq and is a predicted model, not a curated record. The transcript is spliced from 6 exons. The coding region runs from base 174 to 971 and encodes 265 amino acids. Lineage: Eukaryota; Metazoa; Chordata; Actinopteri; Moronidae. Gene Ontology annotation, biological process: intrinsic apoptotic signaling pathway in response to oxidative stress; neuron apoptotic process.
AGUUGAUCAUCACAGAGCAGACUGCAAGAGUGCAAGCAGGGAACAAGAUUAUUUCUCAGAUUUUUACAAAUCCAAGGCAACAGUGAGUGGACAGCAGCCUAGUUUUAAUUGCGGAAAAACAGAAAACCUACAGUCAGAAAACUACUUUUACUGCUGCUGGGCUAAUCUGCAAAAUGCAAGCUGUGCAGUGUUCAGUGUGUGCCAGCCGUGCUUCUGGAGCACUUCUGCGCAAUCAGACAGACAUUUCACUGCUGCGGACCAACAAGAGUUUGUUCAGGAGAGGAGCAGCCUGCAUCCGCCUGAGUUCUGAGAGUGCCCCACUGAGCAACAGGAAGCCUGGAGUCCAGAAGUUGGGGGAAUGGAAAGAUACUUCACACAUGAGCAUAGCAUCUUUAAAUGUUGGUCGCGGGCUUUCUGCUUUCCCUUUUUCACAGCAAGUGGAAAACCUCUCUCAUGACUCCCUGAUCAGAAGAGCAGCCUCAAUGGUUACAGACAGUUCAAGUACCUUCCUCUCCCAGACCACCCUGGCUCUCAUAGAUGCGCUUAGAGACUACUCAAAGGCUGUGCACACACGCAUUGCUGUCCAAAGACGGUAUUUAGCCUCAAUGGGAAAACUGACCCCAGCAGAGGAGGAUUCACUCCUGGAGGUGAUCAAUGGCCUGCGUGCACAGGUUAGUGACAGACUUGAUGAAUGCAAACGUUUUGAGUCAACCUGGAUCAAAGCUGUCAACUUGUGUAAAAUGGCAACUGAGGCAGCACACACCUCAGGAGCCGAGCAGGCGUCCAUCACAGUGAGGACAAACAUUCAAGUGGCCCAGUCGCAGGUGGAGGAGGCACGGAAACUGUCAGCGGAUGCAGAUAAGAAGUUGGCCGAGACUAAAGUAGAAGAGAUCCAAAUGAGGGCAGAAUUUGCCUUUCGAGAAGAUAGUGAGGAGCAUGAGGUGCACGAGGCGUAUCUUCGAGAGGACUAAGACAAAUAGAGAUACUGACAGUGAAAAAAUGCUUUCACCUUUGAAAGCUUUGAGCUAUUAAACUUUUAUUACCAGAUUAUGUCUCUAUUCUGCUUUUAGCCUUUAAGGUGUUUACAAGUUUGCAAUCAAAAUUUGAAAAGGAAAUUAAAUAAACUUCUAUUUUUGUAAUUCUUUACUUCUGCAUAAAUCAUUAUUUAAGACUAUUUAUUUGAUUAGUGAAUGUCAGCCUCUUUUGGAGUUUCUGGAAAAUGAUUAUUGAAUCUCCAGUAUAUAUUGUAUGGCAGUGGGACAACGUUGUUUAUUGGAUGUUUUAUUGUAACAAAGUCAUUUUUUUCUAAAACAGUUGUUUAUUUGUUUUCACAAAGCAAAAUAAUAAAAUCAAUCUGAUUGAA